AUGGCUGCCGCGAUCGAGGAAAAGCGCCGAGCAACAUCUGCUGCAGUUGCGGCAGUACAGGCUGGCGGAAGGAAGCGGCGCAUAACCGACUACUUGGAGGGAGAUGCCUCUGCGGCUAAGCGGGAUGCUCACAAGGGCCUUGCGCUGAUGUUUGCGGCCUGCAGAAUUCCGGAGGUCACCAUGGACCACCCGCUGUUCAUCAACGCCAUGUUGCUCGUCAACCACGCCGGCAACGGCUACGUCCCCCCCAGGAGGACUUUCAUUGGCGGGGCUGGACUGGUCGCUGUCCGCAAAGGGAUUGAGCAGGGGUUGGUGGGGAUUAAAUCGAGCUGGAAGAAGACGGGGGUAACAAUUGCGUCCGACAUGAUGACGGACAAAUGUGGGAGGGCGCAAGCGAACGUGCUUCUGAUCAACGACUCCGGCGCCGUUUUCAGGGAGGCGAUCGACUGCGGUAUGGAGCGGAAGACGGGGGGAUACAUAGUGGGGAUUCUGCAGCCGGUGGUGGAGGAGGUCCCUUGUGCCACGCAUGUGAUGGAUCUCCUCCUGGAGGACGUGGGAAAGAUGGGGUGGGCAAAAGGGGUGGUGGAUCGGACUGGGGAGAUGAGUUCGUUCGUUCGCAACCAUCAUUGGACGCGGGCUUACCCGAGGAUCAAGGAGUUGGUGGAGGGGAAGGUGCUGCAGCCGCUGAAGCCAGCGGGAACACGGUUCGGGACACAAUACAUUGUUGUGUCCCGCCUUUGUCAGUUGCGUAGCACCCUCAACGCGAUGGUGCUUACCGACAGGUGGAAGGAGUGGGCCUCGGGGUCGCGGAAGGAAACUGCCGAGGCCUUUGCUGCACGGGUCCUCGAUGACGCAUGGUGGCGGACGGCAGAAUUCUUCUGCAAGCUGAUGCAACUGCCCUACAAGGCGAUGCGGCAGACUGUCGCAGAUGCCAAUGGGAUGAUGGGCCGGCUCUACGAUGUAAUGCUGCAGCUUACCGAGGAUGUCAACAACAUCCUGGACGAGGACGAGCAGCAGCUGAGUAGCGCGGACAAGGAAAAGAUCCGCAACAUCAUCAAGGACCGCUGGGAUAACAACCUCGCCUGCGCCAUGCACGUUGCUGGCCGAAUCCUCAACCCCGCCAACCAGGAGGAGGAUAUCUUUGGCAGCGACGCCGAAUGCACCCGGGUUUUCAAGGCGUUAAUCAACCAGCACGUGGAGUUCCUCAUCGGCCACGACGGGAAGGGGAGGGAUGAGGGUCCAGAUUACUUGCUUGCCUUGGGUGACGGGCUGAGGGCUUUCUUGGACAUGAAAGGCAGUUUUGGGAUGCCGGAGGCGCUUGCACAGAGGGAGAAGGUGAAGGCGG
Messenger RNA from Closterium sp. NIES-65, 1345 nucleotides. The record is from the annotation of a GenBank genome assembly. NCBI's taxonomy places the organism in Eukaryota, Viridiplantae, Streptophyta, Zygnematophyceae, Desmidiales, Closteriaceae.